AUGAUUGUUGUUGUCUAUAUGUGUCAUAAGAUUUUUGGACAAUUGUUGAAAAGAAAAAUGUUUGAACAAUAUUGUUUGGAAACAAGUCAAAAUCAAACAAUAAGAUUUUCCGAUUAUAAAAAAUUCUAUCCAUCAGUAGUAGAUGGCGAAAUUCAAACAAUCAAUUCGACGGAAUCAUCUUAUCGAUGUCAUUUACAUUCAGCAAUAUUUUCAACAGAAUUUUACAAUUAUGAAAAUCGUUCUUUUGUUUGUUCACCAUUUAUUGAAAUAUGUAAAAUUCUUAUUGGUCAUUACAAUUGUAGUCUGACAUUCAUAUUGCCUGAAGAAAAUUUCGGUGGACAUUACGUUAAUGGAACAUUUACAGGAAUCUUAAAACUGAUUUCGGAAAAAGUAGCCGAUUUUAUACCACAUUUUUUUGCUCUACAUAGUAAUCGUGAUCAAAUUCUUGACAAUACAAUUUUAUCACAUUCAGCAUACGAAGUAUCGAUUGUUAGUCAUCAGAGUUAUAUUCCGAAUACGAAUCCAUUACAAGUUUUUCAAACAUUCACAUGGGAAAUAUGGCUAUUAUUGUUUAUAGGAUUUAUUUGUUAUACCAUACUGUUAUUGGUUGCUGAUUUAAUCAUUAUUGAUCAACAUUUAUCGACAAAUAGUUUAUUUGAUUUCAAUUUCAUUUUAUUUCGCACGCUCAUUGGACAAAGUUUGUCAAAAUUUACAUUCAUUUCUGAACAACGAAAAUCUAUACAUUUAUUACGUAACUCCUUGUUGAUAUGGAUUCUGGCUACAUUAUUAUUACGACAAUUAUUCUCAAAUGAUGUAGUAGCAUCACUGUUAUAAAAAGAACAGAUUAUCGAUCAUUUUGUUCAAUUAGUUGAGAAUGUUCGACGAAAUAAAGAUUACCGUAUCAUGGUUGAAAGUAAAUCAUCAACAGAAAAAUUUUUUCUUUCGAAAUUUCCUCAACUUAAAUACCGAUCAAUUGAGCUUGAUCAUAAUGAUAUUACUGAUCCUGGAACGAUUGUAAAAUUGAUGAAAGGCAAACAUGUAUUGAUUGUUGAUCGUUGGAGAGCUUAUAUGUUGAAAAUAAUGUAUAAAAAAUUCGAUCUACAUGUAUCGAAAGAAAAUUUCGGUCUAACAUUUGGUAGUAUAGCUAUACGUAAAAAUUUACAUUAUUCAUCAAGAAUUAUGUUGACGAAAAUGUUUCGACAAAUUUUUCAAAAUGGAAUAAUCAAUAAAUUGAGUAGGGAUUUUCAUAAAUAUCAAUUAAAUCGAAAAUUAAUUCAGAAAAAAAUCAAUAAAACUAUCGAACAUGAAGAUGAUGGCGCCAGACAACUUGCAGCCAUAAAUAAAGAAUUAGCUGAUGACCAUAUGGAAGAUGAUCAAGAAUAUCUAAACCAUAGAAUUAUGUCACUCAUUUAUAUUCACAUUUUAGGCCUUACAUUUUCGUUGAUUGUUUUUAUUGCUGAAUUAAUUUAUUCGUUUGUAUUAGAAAAAAUUUUAUACAAAGAUAGAUGA
Messenger RNA from Dermatophagoides farinae (American house dust mite), 1509 nucleotides. RefSeq lists its product as uncharacterized. Lineage: Eukaryota; Metazoa; Arthropoda; Arachnida; Sarcoptiformes; Pyroglyphidae. The record is from RefSeq and is a predicted model, not a curated record.